Talaromyces stipitatus ATCC 10500 is the source of this 840-nucleotide messenger RNA. RefSeq lists its product as uncharacterized. NCBI's taxonomy places the organism in Eukaryota, Fungi, Ascomycota, Eurotiomycetes, Eurotiales, Trichocomaceae. The record is from RefSeq and is a predicted model, not a curated record. The transcript has 2 exons. The coding region runs from base 1 to 840 and encodes 279 amino acids.
AUGUUCAACGUAUCAAACCGACCAGUGGUUACUGAGAUCGACGAGGCCAGAGGUGUAGGAUUAAAUACACACGCGUAUGGGAGCCCCACUACAACCGCGCGUGUCAAUAAGGAUAUGAAAUGGGCAUAUAUGGAUGGCCUCAGCGACGCAGAACGCGAGCAUCGCAAUAAGAAAGACACCUGGGAAUAUAUGCCCAGGCUCAGUAACGUGCAACGCGAGAAGUCCAUCCUUGAAUUCCUUCGAUCUGCUCAUCACUGGAGUAUCAAGGACUUCAUACAACAGUUGGCACAUCCGGAAAAGGUCCCAUACGCCCACGGUGCUCAGGUCCGGAUCUAUCAGCUGCGGCAGGCAAUCAUCGAGCAACCUGAAGUUCUCAAGAUCUUCAUGGAGGACAAACAGCUAAUACCCUCAAUGCUUGUUGAGGGUGUCAGCGCAAUUGUUCGAGAGGAGCUUUAUACGUUGAUGCAGGAAGUCCCACUCCUCAGUAAAUUCCACGUCGACAGCUCCCCAAAAGACCUGAAUGUGAAGGACUUUUACAAGGAAGUAGGUGGUAAGGCUCCUAUUUUAUGGCGGCUUCUUCAGACCAUAUCCGCUCAGCUGGAGGAUGAUACUGUUUCAAAUCAACAGAAUGGGUCAUUUGGCUUGAUAGCUGCACUAUUAUCCCAUGCGUUAGCACCAAGACUCAGUAGUGGUUUCCAGGCAUACAUUGGCCUUUAUUUCCAUUCUCUUGGCGCACGAAGACGCUUAAUUGACCUUCUUCAUUCACUCAAUAUAUCACUCAGCUAUGAUAGUAUCCUACGUUACCAUAAUGAGAUUGCAAAAAUUGCACAGGUACAUUAA